AUGCAUUCAAAGCUUGUUCCUUUCUGAAAGAGGGCAAAAGUUAAAGAAACACAGGAAGAUAUCAUAUGAUGAAAUAAGAAAAAGGCGAGGAGCUAAGCUAUUCAUAAUAAAUGGGAAGUUGAAGGAUUACAAAUUUAUUAAAAGAUAACAUCGUUGAAACUUCCAUGAAUCUUCCUCUCCACUCGUCUCUUCUUAUGUAUUUACUCGUUUUUGGACUCUUUUAUGCGGUUCUGUGUCAUCGUUGAAUAUUCCUCUCCACUCGUCUCUUCUGAUCUCUUUACUCGUCUUUGGAUUCUUUUGUGUGGUUUUGCUUGUUAUUUCUCUCUUUGCUGAAAUCAUUUGUGAUCCUGUUCUUCUGUUUCUUGAGUGCUUUCUCUAUUCAUGGCUUCUUCUUCUCUCUUAUGGAAGCAUGAUAUCUUCCCGAGCUUCCGUGGAGAAGACGUGCGCAAAAACUUUCUUAGUCACUUACUGGUAAAGCUCGAAAGCAAAGGAAUCAGUCCUUUUAUUGAUAAUAACAUUGAGCGAGGCCAGUCUAUCGCUCCCGAGCUCGUCCAAGCGAUCAAAGAAUCAAGGGUUGCUGUUUUCUUGCUAUCCCCUAACUACGCUUCUUCCAUAUGGUGUUUGGAUGAAUUGGUGGAAAUCAUGAAUUGCAGAGAAAGGGAGCAACAAACAGUAAUAACUAUUUUCUAUGGAGUGGAUCCAUCUGAUGUUGGGAAGCAGACUGGAGCUUUCGGAGAGGCCUUUAACAAAACCUCUGAGGAAAGAACAGAAGGUGUGAAGGAGGCAUGGAAGAAAGCUUUGGUGGAUGUCGGCAAAAUAGCUGGUUAUGACUCUAGCAGAUGGUUCGUUCACUUUUACUCCCCACUAACCAAUUCUUUCUUGAUAUCAGAGGAAGUACUGAGAUGUCUUCUCUCCCUGGCUCUGAUUAUAGAUUUCAGUUGGAUUAUCUGUAUGAAUUUUAUAAGCUUGCUCGGGGAGUUACUGAACUUGCUGGUCGUCUUCCUCUGGCCCUGAGAGUCUUGGGAUCGUAUCUACGAGGAAUGUCCAGGGACGAGUGGAUAAGUACACUACCAAGGCUCAAGUCUAGCCUUGACGAAGGAAUUGAAUCAAUUCUAAUGUUUGGCUACAACGGCUUAAGUGAUGAUAAAGAUAGAGAUCUCUUUCUGUAUAUUGCAUGUUUCUUUGUUCAUUUCGGGGUUGAUCGCGUUAAACGUUGUCUUGAAGAUUGUGAUUUGGAUGUCGACCACGGACUUCAUAACUUAGAGCAGAAAAGUCUCAUAUCCCCAGGAUACGGAUACGUAAAGAUGCACACAUUACUGCAACAAAUGGGUAGAGAUAUUGUUAAGAAAAAGGCGAAGGAGAUUGGAGAGCGACAGUUCUUGAUGGAUACCGAGGAUAUUUCUGAUUUAUUUGAAGACGAAGAUACUGGGACUGGAAAUGUUAUAGGCAUAAAGGUAGAAGCAAGGAGAGAGGAUAUCCAAAUGAGUAAAAGUGCCUUCCAACGGAUGAAGAAUCUCCAGUUUCUACUAGUCGACUCUAGUAACUGGCAAGUUUCUUGUCGAACUUAUCAUGAUAGACAGCAAACUUGAGAAUGGAAUCAAACCUCUCCAGCGCCUCAAGCGGAUGGUUUUGAGUAAGUCUCAGUAUCUGAAAGAGAUCCCAGAUCUCUCAAAAGCCACGAGUGUAACACCCCGAACCAUCCUAGAGAUAUAGUUGAUCAACCGGCCAACAAUCAAACAAGAACAUGACCGAUCGACCGUCCAACACCCAGGGUUAGAGAUGAAUGAGUCAACCGGCCAGCCAACAAUCAAACAAGAACAUGACUGACCGUCCAACCCAACACCAUGGUCCGGAAGCGCUACGUGAUGGGUAGAGACGAUCCAGUCAAGUCACAAAAAUUACUCCACGACUUAGACCAGUUCAUCCACUAACUCGUCCCGCUAAUCAAGGCGAAGGUUUUUCAACCCGUACCUAGAGUUAGCGUUUUCCGUUAGAUCGAGGCCUAAGGCUUUUCAACCCGUACCAUGACCUAACGUUGUGUUAGACCGGACUAGUCAAAUAUCAGAGUACUCAUGAAGCGCAUAUAAAACAAUUACUUUUAUUGAUUCGAGAAAUAUCCAUACAUUGAUAUAAUUUGAGAGCGGUCCCGGCCUAAUGCCAAAUCGAGUACUAAACACAAAUCCACAAUACCGUUAACAAAAGGCAUGAAAAUCUACUCCGGCGGUCCUAACGUCCAGUACCCAGCUAUCCGAUCAUCCUUACCUAAAGCGACCUGCAAAACGGACAACGGAGUUGGAUGAGUAACCUAAUGUUACUCAGUGAAUUAUGAUCCCCAACUAACAAAUACAACCCCUCGCUAUCCCACCCCAAACAAUCUAAAGCGAGAGGUUCACCUAACAACAAAUCAGUCCAAUUCAAUAAAUAAGCAUUCUCAGAAAUACGCAACAGAUAAUAAUAGCAAGAUAAUUAACGAUAUGAAAUCAUAACCGCUAAUGACUUGCUAACCACUUCAACUCAAACUCAAAUCAAUCUAGGGUUCAACAACCCUCUACACCCUCUACACUAUAACUAGGGCCCUUUGUGACUUAGUGUUCCUCCUCUAUCCUCGGCAAUAUCCUAUCUCCCUACCACAAAGGCCAGAAGAAGGAACUUUCAACCAAACACGGCCCACAGUACGUUUGGGUCACUGUCCGUCACUACCCCAUCGUGCAACCACUCAGCCAUAGGUCAUGACCCCAUCUCUCUGAGUGUUCUCGAUCCAGCGAAUAAGGGGUUUCCUUAAACCCGCUAGGUACGAGGUCGAGGAAACACUAAUCCAUCUCAAACAUGCCUAGCAUUGUGGGUUACACAAAUGCUAUAUGGCCAA
Brassica oleracea var. oleracea is the source of this 2866-nucleotide messenger RNA. RefSeq names its product disease resistance protein TAO1-like. The transcript has 3 exons. The record is from RefSeq and is a predicted model, not a curated record. Gene Ontology annotation, biological process: defense response. Bases 840 to 1589 code for a protein of 249 amino acids. NCBI's taxonomy places the organism in Eukaryota, Viridiplantae, Streptophyta, Magnoliopsida, Brassicales, Brassicaceae.